Messenger RNA from Taeniopygia guttata (zebra finch), 4115 nucleotides. The record is from RefSeq and is a predicted model, not a curated record. Lineage: Eukaryota; Metazoa; Chordata; Aves; Passeriformes; Estrildidae.
UAAACAAUGUGAAAAACAAGAGAGAUAAAAAAUUAUUUACAUUCUUUUCCAACUCUUUCCCAGGCUUCUGCCUGGCUAGAAACUCCCAUUUCUCUCUUUGACUGAAUCUUAGACCCACACUGCUCCAAAUGAAUUAAUUUAGACUCAAGUUUUUUAUCAAUUAUGACUACAACCUGAUUGUUAAGAGAGGCCAUAUCUAAAACACAAUCAUUGAUACCCCAGAAAAGACUAAAAGUACUCCCAGCUGACUCAAAUCCCACUCACUUCAACAAAACAAGAUCUCAUUUCUCAACAGUAUGGGAAAACAUGGGUCCAACAUUGUACUUGGACCUUACUCCAAGAUUAGAGAGUACUUAGCAGUCUAAAAAUAUGAUCCAAAGUACUUACAUUUUUUUUCAACCUGUACUGGAAAUUACCUUCCCUUCUUUUUAAAUUAACACCUAUCCUGCUGGUAAAGUAAGUUAUUAGAUUAUUUUUUCUGCUAUGUUAAAGUCACAUUCUCAGGUGAUCACACCUCCCUGUUUUGGUUUUUUUCACUGUGCCAUUUAUUAAUUUGUGUGAGAUUUCCCCUGAAUUUCAUUUGAACUAAAAUUCCACUCAUCUUCAGUGAAGAAAAGAAGAUGAAAGUACAGCUAUGUAAGCUAUGUAUCAGUAUGGUGUGGGUGUGUCUGUGAGCCUGUAGGUUUUGUGGUGUCACCUUAUUUUAAAGGAAGUUGUCUCUUUUGUAAGAUACUAUUCAUUAGAGGUUUUUGCACAUAGCAGUAAUGUCUUUUGGUGGCCACAGGUUUACAGGCUGUAUUAAUAGAUAGGAUUAGUGAAGAAGAAUAGGUCAGAAGGCUGCAAAGCUCCUGUCCCUUGAGAUUUUCUUCUUUAGAUCAUUAGUCUUAUUGAGAGCUCCCUUGAAUACAGCAAGCAGAAACUGAGAAAAAGGCUGGAGCCAUUUUAUUCACCAAGACAUUCUGGGAAGGGUGAUUUCUGCAUCAGAAGCUCCACUGAAAAUGUCUGUUCAGUUUUCUGCACAGGCACCCUGGAGGAACAACAACAUCAGUUUUCUGACCAGAGAGGCAGCUGUAACAGAGCAAGGAGAGACUAUCAUAGGUUUCUACCUGUUGGCUCUAGGUUGGUUGUCUUGGUUUGGAAACAGCAUUGUGAUUUUUGUCCUGUAUAAACAAAGACAUGUUCUGCAGCCUACCGACUACCUCACAUUUAACUUGGCAGUGUCAGAUGCCAGCAUCUCCGUGUUUGGUUAUUCACGGGGCAUCAUUGAAAUCUUCAAUGUCUUCAGAGAUGAUGGAUUCAUUAUCACUUCAAUAUGGACUUGCCAGGUUGAUGGCUUCCUGACACUCCUCUUUGGCCUGGCUAGCAUUAAUACCCUUACAGUGAUCAGUGUGACACGCUAUAUCAAGGGCUGCCAUCCUGAGAGAGGUCACUGCAUCAGCAACAGCAGCAUGUCAGUGGCUCUGGUUCUCAUUUGGGUGGCCGCUUUCUUCUGGUCUGCAGCUCCAUUGCUUGGCUGGGGCAGUUAUACAGAUCGUAUGUAUGGCACAUGUGAGAUAGACUGGGCAAAAGCCAGCUUCUCUACAAUCUACAAGUCCUACAUCGUCUCCAUUUUCAUCUGCUGUUUUUUCCUACCUGUCACAGUCAUGGUCUUCUCAUAUGUGUCAAUCAUCAACACUGUCAAACUGAGCCAUACAUUGACAGGACUGGGUGAUCCCACAGACAGACAGAGGAGAAUAGAGCGGGACGUCACCAGGGUUUCCAUUGUCAUUUGCACAGCCUUCAUUAUUGCAUGGUCACCAUAUGCUGUCAUCUCUAUAUGGUCUGCCUAUGGUCACCCUGUGCCCAACCUUACCAGCAUCCUUGCCAGUUUGUUUGCUAAGUCUGCCAGCUUCUACAAUCCCAUUAUCUACUUUGGAAUGAGCUCCAAAUUUCGAAGGGACAUUUUCAUCUUGUUCCAUUGUGCCAAGGAACUCAAGGACCCUGUGAAGCUCAAACGUUUCAAAAACCUCAAACCAAAGCAGCCACAGCCUUCUCAGAAAGAAGAGAAAUAUGCACCAGAAAUGCACCCUGCACCCAGCCCUGAUUCCGGGGUGGGAAGCCCAACCAACUCCCCACCUCCAGCAAACAGGGAAGUGUAUUUUGGUAUUCUUGAUACACCAUCCAAUAACCCCAACAUCGAAUGUGAUAGAUUGUAAGUUUUAUGGCUGGCUGCUUAACACACACACACUUUGUGUUCAGGAAGACCCUUACAGAGCAGCGCUUGAUACUUGACUAAAUCCCAUUCCAUCUGUUCUUGAUAUAGCACUGAUGGCUAUUCAACUCAAGUAAAUCAGAUGGUAAAGUGAUAUUUUCCUUCUAUGUAGGUACAAAAUUCUCCAAAGAACAUUAAAAUGUGGGCAGCACACCCACUGCCAGAAACACUUGAUUUCACAUGCAUGCAGGAAAAGAAAGACUGACUUCAGGAGAGCAGGCAUUAGAUACCAAAAUUAACUAAUACCUUCCUAUCUAAAUUUUAUCAGUUCUGGACUACAUUUCCAAAUAUGUCUUUUGCUCAUUAACAGUAACAGCCAUAGAUGAUUGUUUUCACUCUGUGGUAUUUCACAGCCAUGGCUGUAGGAGAAGACUGGCCCUGCUGAGAUUGCUGUGGAGCUGCUACAGCUCCAAAGGCUGUAAGGUGGCAGAAAAAGUCCUGUUCCCCCUGCAGGGUACCCAGGUGUGCCCACCACAGGGCUCCCAGGCCCCACAGGCACCUCAUGAGAGUGUGUCUGAUCAUAGGAUCAGAGAAUACUUUGUGCUGGAAGGGACCUUAAACAUCAGCUCAUUCCAGCUCCGCACCAUGGACAGGGACACCUUCCACUAGACCAGGUCGCUCAGAGUCCCAUCCAGCCUGAGCCUGAAUGCUUCCAUGGAUGGUGCACACACAGCUUCCCUGGGCAACCUGUUCCAGUGUGUCACCACCCUUACAGUGGAGAAUUUCUACCUAAUAUCUAAUCGAAACCUACUGUCUUUCAGGUUAAAGUCUUUCCUCUUUGUCCUAACCCUUGUAAAAAGUCUCUCUCCAUCUUUCUUGUAGGCUCCCCUUUCGUUCUGGAAGGCUGCUCUAAGGUUUCCCCAAAGCGUCCUCCAGACUCAAGAGCCCCAGCUCCCCAGCUCUCAGCCUGUCUUCAUAGAUUGCCACCAUAGGCAUUCUCUGGUGGCCUGUGCCUGACUCUGUGUGUGUCUAUGCAAGGACUAGGAGUUGUUAUAUAUUGACAAUACUAGUCUGGUAUUUUCUAGUCAUUGUAGUCUGAGCAGUGGCUUCAUCAUUUCCUCAUUGGUUUGCAGAGUUUUUUCCACCCCCACUGACCUUUCUGGUGAGCAGGGCCUGGCUGUGGCAUUCUGAUUCAGGAAAGCUGAUUUGAUUUUACUGAUUGGUCUCCAAACUGAUUGUUUUUCUACCUUCCUCUGAAGGUGGAGCAAGAGAUGUACAGAUAAUGAAACCAAAACUGACUUAGGGUUUAAGAGUACUGAUGAAGUAUGGCAUCAGAGCUAUUUACAAAAUAUAAUCCAACACUUCACUUUUGCUUCAAAAUAAAGUGUUGUUAUCUGCCUAUGGGUAAAAAAAGUGACUUUUUUUUAAACCAAACUAAGUAGGAAUUAAGGAGAGUGAUUUAAAUUAUUUAGUAGACCUAAAUCAGUUGCCAGACUACCAGAUGUUACAAUAUCCAGUUAUAUUACCAAGUUGUUUUUUUUUUUUUUACAGAAUCAGAAUGAGGAGAUAUGUUUUCAUAAUUCCCUAUCUUGUAAAUUAACUGCAUACCCAAAGAAUUCUUUUAAAAAUGUCUCUGUGUUAGCCAUUGAAAUUUUGGGUUCAUUUAGUGCCAUUUGCAACUUAAACAGGGAAAAAUUAAAAAAGAAAAAAAAACAGCAACACUCUUUGCUAACCUCUGCUAUUUAGAAACUUUUAAAACCUUGUUUUCUGGGUAUGCUGAAAUGUAGUUGUUUCGCAAAAAUAUGCCCUUGAUGUGUUUCUUGGGAAAGUUGCUGAGAGAGCCCACCUCCAUUCACCCAUUACUCUAUUUGUUUUGAGAAAAUCACCUGUGUUUUGAAGUUAAAAACAAAUAAACAAUAUAAAG